This is a messenger RNA of Auanema sp. JU1783, 672 nucleotides long. Lineage: Eukaryota; Metazoa; Nematoda; Chromadorea; Rhabditida; Rhabditidae. The record is from the annotation of a GenBank genome assembly.
AUGUCGUCUGAAAACAAAAACGAACAAGCUGCUGCUGCCGAUAAGAACGAAGUUCCAGCUGAGAAGAAAGUAAUCGCCAACGGUGUUACUGGAACUGUCAAAUGGUUCAACGUUAAGAACGGAUACGGCUUCAUCAACCGUGACGACAAUAAGGAAGACAUUUUUGUUCACCAAACUGCCAUCGCGAACAACAAUCCCAAGAAAUACCUUAGAAGUGCUAAGGGCCCAGAAGCGUCUAAUGUAACUGGACGUGAAGGAGGACCAGUAAAGGGAUCUAAGUAUGCUGCUGACAUUGAUGGAGAGACCAAUGGACGAGGAUACCGUCGUAGGGCUUUCUAUCGUGGUGGACGUCGUGGAGGUCCACGUGGAAACGGAGACCGUGAUAGUGAAGCAGAACCUCAAGGAGGAGAAGAAGGAGGUCAACGUAGAUCAUUCCGUGGUCGUGGUGGACGCAGAGGACGUGGUGGACGUCGUGGUCCCCCUCGCAAUGAUGCUGGAGACAGCAGCGACGGUCAAACCAACGACAAUGGAGAGAAUUCUGAUGGCGGUAACAACGGCGGACGUGGUGCUAGACGUGGUCGUGGAGGCCGUGGUCGCGGAGGCCGUGGUGGACGUGGUGGACGCGGAGGAGAUAAGGGAGAGAAUGCCAAUCCACCUGAUGUCAAGGCAUAA